Messenger RNA from Cylindrotheca closterium, 645 nucleotides. The record is from the annotation of a GenBank genome assembly. NCBI's taxonomy places the organism in Eukaryota, Bacillariophyta, Bacillariophyceae, Bacillariales, Bacillariaceae.
AUGGGAAACAAUAACAGCAGAACAACCAAUGCCAUUCAAUCCAACCGAGUUGUUCGCCCUGGACUCUUCCAUGACUUGGAAAAGCUUGCUCAUGCGACUGAUUUCCUGAUGAAGAGGAGCUGUAGUAGUGCAAUGGAUACUCCGAUGCUCGCAAAUUCGAAUGAUUUCGUCCUAAAGAGAAGCUGUAGUAGUGCGAUGGAUGCUCCAAUGCUCGACAUUGCGAAGCGGAGCUGUAGCAGUGUGACGGAUGCUCCUCCUUCGAAAAGGCUUCGUCGUUCCAAGCGCAGACGCAAAGUUCAUUUCAACGAAAGCGUCCGAGUCUGCUUUAUCCAGCACCACUCUUCCUACAGCAAAGAAGAGCACAGGGCAAUGUGGCGCUCCAGCUUUGAGAUCGGUCUCCAUGCCAAGCGAAACAGUGUCGAGAGGUACUAUGAAGGCAAGAACUGGCGGAACGCCCCAGAAGAAUCCGACAUGUUGUUCGAUAUUCUGCUUGGAAUCCGUUACCAUCCCUGCUGGACUACCCCCCGCAAACCUUAUCAUGGUGGAGUGAUGCUCUAUGGACAUAAUUACAAACUGGCCUCGCACAAUCAUCGAUUCUUUCACCAUGUUCGCACAUGUGGAAUGUUGGCCUUUUUUGAGUACUAA